Apus apus (common swift) is the source of this 7331-nucleotide messenger RNA. RefSeq names its product 3 beta-hydroxysteroid dehydrogenase/Delta 5-->4-isomerase-like. Gene Ontology annotation, biological process: steroid biosynthetic process. The record is from RefSeq and is a predicted model, not a curated record. The transcript has 6 exons. Bases 5955 to 7163 code for a protein of 402 amino acids. NCBI's taxonomy places the organism in Eukaryota, Metazoa, Chordata, Aves, Apodiformes, Apodidae. Gene Ontology annotation, molecular function: 3-beta-hydroxy-Delta5-steroid dehydrogenase (NAD+) activity.
CGUGUUCUACUAAGGCUGAUGGCAGCUCUAGCUACACACCUUUCCUGCCACAGAGGCAUUAAGUGUUGUGGCAGAUACCUUCCACAGCCUAGGCUUUCCUGGAUGUAUUCACAGAAGAUACAGGAACAUGGUGCACCAGCUAAGAGACCCCCCAGCUACCCUCUAUGGAUGUGUGUGUGUCUUGUUAACUGCUUCUAAAUGCAGACACAUUAAAUCCCUGGUAACCAAAGCAACACCCUGUGCUCCCCAAAAAGAGUACCUCUUCCUUCACCACACAGUUUGUUUGCACUGCAAACUCAUCUGAGCAGCAGUCAGGACCUACACAUUUUCUGAGCACAGGGCAAGUUUGUGACAGUACACACAAAUAACUCACCAGGUGCCCUGCUCUCUACCCAGCCAUGAGUGUGGCCACCCAAGCAGCAUGUGGCCUUUGCUCUCAGAAGAUGGUACAGCAGCAGCAGGGAGCCAGCCAUGUGCCUGCUGCCAGCAUAGAGCAGCAUAAACCCUUGUCCUCCAAGGGAAUAGAAAUGUGUCUUCCUUAUCCAAGUUUCUUCCUGAGAUGUUGGUCUUGCCUCCCCAUGAGGAAGCACACACUCUUGACUGAGCCAUCCACCUGCCAUCACCUUGUGGUGAUGGAUACUUAAGAACAAUUAGGAGCUCCCUUCCCUCCCCUCCCCAGCCCUCCCUCAUAUCCCCUACCAUCGCUUCCCCCUGCCUUCUUUUCUUCUAGUUCAAUUUCACCUGGAUGGUUCCUUUCCUCUAGCACUCCUUAGAGCACAAUCUUCAGCUACACCAUUCAGCUACCACCACUAUUACUCUUUCUAUUUCAUUCCAUCUUCUUUUAUCAUCUCUCUGUCCCACAUCAUCUCUCUCUUUCCCAGUCUGCUGAUGCCAAGAGCUGAGAGAGCUACUGGGAGGUGGAGGUGAGGCAGAGUGGGGGCAGACAGGGUUCUGCAGCCAGGGCAGAACUCGGUUCAUGUUAUAUUGUUUGGAGCUGAUGUCCCUUGGGGUUUGUCUGUGUCAAUAGGCUGCAGCGUGAGUAUUUACUGUGAACUAUUCUCCCUAGGAAGAGUUCAACGAUAUUUGUUUUUUAAUCUUUAUGUAAUGCUGUCCAAGUAAAUGUGUAAACAGGAUUCAUCUAUUUAAAAUAGCUAAAACUCCUGUGUGCAUAUUUGGUCUUUGUUACAAAUGUGGUGUGUAAAUCAGUGGGGAAUUGGGCCAGGGUAACUGGAAAUAAGCUCUGUCUCCGUAAAGAGUUUAACUGAUUUAGCUACUUGAGCUUAACCAGGUCUUUUAAAUGAGACUAGGUAAACUAGGACGACACAUGUGAAAAUUGCUAAUGUGCCUCAUCUUUAAAAAUGCAAUAUAAUCUUAAAAAUAAUAGGUAAGACACCUUUUCUUAUAAAUAAUUUUUAAGGCCAGACUCAUUGGUGCAGUCACUGUGUUUACGUCACUUUAGGGCAGCUGAAAAUGGCUGAAGGAUGCUGGGCAGCAAUGGGAUGCCAAACUUGGUUUGUGUCAAAGAAGAACCGAUUUGCUGGUCACCUCCUCUGCUUUGUGCACCUCCCAAUCUUCCCAUGCACACAAGGCUCCCUUUCAUGUACAGUUGCAGCUGUUUUAUUCUGUCUCCUCUCUGCUAAUCCCCUGGUUCUGCAAGAAUGGGCAGGGCUGAGUCACGCAAAGCAAGGCUGAGCUGGAGAGAAGACAUCUGAAUCCGGAACUGCUGUCCAAGGCUCUCUCAUUCAGCUGGUGCCUCACCCAGCAGGAUCCAAAAAUAUUGACAUGCUCUUCCCCUGCCCUUUUCUUUGGCACCAGUGUAAGAAUUCAAGGUGGUUCAACUUCUCUGGUCAAGGUUCUCUCCUGGCAGAUAAAAAGUGCUGCUUUUUCUGAGGAGAAGGCUGAGCACAUUGUCCACUGGCACCUGGUGUACAAAGGAAAGAGAGGCUGUAGCAGCACCUCCUUUUCACAUAUCUCAGAAAAAGCAAAUGAGGCUCAUUAGGUCCUAAACUUGCUAGAAGAAAGACUUCCAGCUUAUGCGAAUGGCCAAAGGCACCUGCAGGCAGACCUGAGCCAUCUCAAGCUCUGGACAGGAGCAGGAUUUCCAGCAUGCUGCCUCUGAUACCUCUCAGCAACUUCCCACUGAGCAUUUGGAUUUUUUGAGAUCUGUUUCUGGAUGCUUUAGAAGAAGAACCAGACAUCAGGCUUUAGGAGCAGUGGGAAAGGGAAGAGGAAAAAGAUCACAACAGAUGAUGCUGUGAAAUGGGAAAGUAGAUGGCAAUUAGCUGGGACAAUUCCACUUCACUUCUGUCUCCAUGAAAAUUAAGUCCUCUUUCUCCCUGGUUGAUAAUCAUCAAGGCUCCUUAUACCACACUCCCAUUCAAGUGGAAUUCAAGAAAUCCCCUUCAAUUGCAGAAAUCCAGACUCCAUAGUUCCAGCUUUCAGUUAAAGCCAGCAAAAGAAGAUGCUGGAGAGAAUGUCAUGGUUAUAAUUGUGAAGGAAAUAUUUCAAGGAGGAAAGCAGUCUUAAGAAACUCAGAGACAUCUGCUGGAGCUGAAAUAAUUGAGGUGGAAAUUGCACUGCUGAGCUGACUUGUGGUGGCUUCAUUUACACCUGUGUUGAGUAACAUGACAUUGAAAUCUGGUUUGAAGGAAAGGCAAUGCCACAUCAUAAAAAUAGGUAUGAUGUUUAUUUUGUGAUUUGGGAAGAAACAGCUUUUAACUCAUCUCUGUUUUUCCUAUGGCACUGAAGCUGGGGGACGGAGGAUAGGAAGUCAGAUGGAGCUGAUCAGACAUAUGAAACCCACCAAAGGGCAGCCAGACAAAUUGCAGCCUUUGAUCAAGCUGCUCUAUAGGUUUGUUGUAUAAGACAACACAAACAUCUUCAGCCAGGAAUGUCUGCAGAGGCCACUAAUUUGCAAGUCCUGUAUGUGGACGUCUAGAGCAAUACACCUGGAGCCAGAUUUGAAGAGACGUGGAGGUGAGAUGAAGGUCAGUAGGUGCCCAGGACUGCAGGCAUUUGGAACAUCACAGAGCUGAAAUAGCUUGUUCUAUUUUUCUAUCCGAUUUUUCCAAACUAUACAAUGAUCUAAAACAUCCUCUUAGCCUCUUCGGCCCUUUCACAUCAGCAUGUUUUACAGAACUGAGGAAAUGCCCAUACAUUUGGAUUGUUCUGCCAUUGCUUGGGGGCUCGUGGGGAAACAAAAGGGGAGGCUGGAUUUAAAGCCCCCCGUGGUGCUCAAGAGGUAAAACUAAGAUUGCACUACUCUUCACCUCUGGCAUUUCCAAACUUUCAAAUGUUUCACAUGUCAAUAGGAACAGACUUAAUUGGAUUUUUUCCCUAUAGUCUGCAGUAGGCUUUAUACCAACAGAAUAACCUGAACCCAUAAUUAUUUUGCUUGAUAUUGCAUACUAAUAAAAUAUAGCACAACUCAUAUUUGUUUCAAAUGAACACAAGUUGUGCAACCAGUGAGCAAAAUAUAGAGAGGUAAUCCAGUGCCAGACCCUCUAAUGUCGUGCUGCUUCAUCACUGUGCAGCUCUCUUCUUUGAGAUACCCAGCAGACUCCAGGUCUGUGCGUGUUCUGUCCUCUGCUUUCCUGUCUCCUCCAGGUCCAAGGGGAUUUGGGGAGGCAGAAGAAGGAGCCCUGUUAGUUCUCUUUGUUUAGACCCAAAUUUCUUGCAGAGAUAACAGUGUCUGCAGUGAUUUCCAGAGGCCUUCACAUGGAGGCCUUCCUCUCUGUUCCAGUAAUAAUAAACCCUGCUGGCAGACUGACAGCCCAGCAGAUAAGACUAAGGAAUAAUAGCACAUUGCACACUUUGAUGGACUUCAAGGAUGUGCAAGAAGACACUGAGACAACUGGGUGUGCUCAGUCCUGAGAAGGCUAAAGGUAGGUAGAGAGGGGACCCUACAUCCCUAUCUUUUACUGCUCAGAGGGAACAGCGAAGAUGCUGCUCCACUUCUCAGAUAUGUGCAUUUAAAGGGUGAAAGGUAACAGGCACAAGUUAUAAUGAAGAAAAUUCCAGUUAUAAAUUAGAGGGAAAAAAUACACCAUGAGGGUGGUCAGGCACUGCAACACAGGGUUUGUGAAAUCCCAUCCUUAGAGAUGGAGACUGGGCAAGGUCCUGAGCAACCUCAUCUAGUCCGGUGCUCCUUUGAAAAGAGGUUGGGUCAGAGACCUCCAGAGGUUCCUUGCAAUCUAAAUUGUUGGAAGACAUCACAGAUCCAUAAAAUAGGAGCCACACAUCAGAUCUAUACCUUGCCAUAUCAGUAUAUUACCAUGAUCAGCUCCCAUGGAGCUGCAGAGGCAGCACUGAUACCUCUGUGAAAGAGGCUGCAGAAAGCAUUUUCUCAGGGAAGAGGGAAGUUAUUUGGUGAGUGAGCUUAAAAUAAGAGCUCAUGGGUUUCGACCAGACUGACAGUCUGUUGAACAAGCCUAUCCUACAACUUUUCAGAGACUUUGGAGGUUUUUUAUGGUCUGGAUUAAGCCUGUGCCAAUGCAUACCAGAGUCUCUUGCCCCCUUUCUACACUCUGUCCUGCUUUCUGUGUUUGAUUGCAGUGAAUAUCUCUCAUGCAAAUUCAAGCCAGGUCAAAUAUUUUUUUAAAAAAACUGUGUCUGCAGAGAUUGUAAACAUGUGGGUUAAGGACUAAUCAAACCCUGCUGCCUCCCACCAUCCCUGGAGGAUGUAGUAGGGAUGGGGAAUCACUCUAUUUACAAGGGUAGUUUAUCUACAAAAUGGAUCAAAAUUUAAACAUUUUCCUUUGACACAUGCUGCAAAUUUCUAUAGCCUUUAAAUAUAUACUUUCCUUAUCCAUUUCAAUGGAGGAAAUGCAGUUCUGCCUAAAACUAAAGGCAAAAUGAGACUAAAUGUGUUUUUAGUUAAUUGCCCAACUCAUGUGCUGUCUAGUAUAGAAAGGUUUACUUCAAGUAAGCCUUUCUGAUCUUGAAGAUCGUGUAAUAAAAGUUUACAAUCACUUUCUUGCUUCUACCAGAAUAAUUUUAGUACUACUGAAAUAGGAGAUAUUUUCUGUGUCAAGUUUGUAUACACAAAAACAUGGAGGCCUCUUAGGGUGGUUAUCUUCAUACCUUGGUUAAAGUGUCUUAUAAUUGUUCCCCACUGUGUUUAUUCAGAAUUUGAUUCAGCACCGCUGCCCAAAAGUUAAUAAUUUAAAUCUUGUUACCUCUUGUCAAUGAGCAACCAGGAGGGAGAGGAAAGUGCAUCCCGGAGGGAACAGUGCCUCCCUCUCUGAAGGGGAAAUGUUUCCUUUGAGUAAAUCUAGAUCUCACAGUACACCUUCUUUUCCACAGCAGCCAGAAUCUAAGCAUUUUGAGCUUAUAUGCAUGUCAUAGUAAGAAAAACCUACAUUUUUCACAUGAGAAGCACAUGAUUUCUUGUGGUUUUUGGUCACAAUUAGCCUACAUUUAGAAGGCAAAAGAUCCAGCUUAAUAAUGAGCAUGCCUUCACUUUUCCCUGCCUCAGUUCUCAUCAGUCUGGACAACAGGGCAGACUCCAGAAACAUCUUUCCUGAACAAGACUCUUUUUCUGGACAAAAGGAUCUGUCCUUUUCUUUUUACUCCUGGAUAGCUGCUUUUGCCUGUUUGCACAAUUAAGCAGUAUCGCCCUUUGUAAAAGUGUAAUGUUUUAUCCUACCUAAAACUUCUGUGCUAUGCAAUUUUAGUGCAUUUAUUUAUUCCAGUGCCAGGAUUCAGUUUGUUCUCAGUUUUCCCAUCCCUAUUUCUCUCUCACUGUCUUCUCAUCUCCACUACACCACCCCUACCCCCAAUCACUUUUCUUCCUUUUGGCAAGGCCAAGAAAAUCUGUCCUCCUGACACCAGCCAUCCAUCACCCAGAAGUAUCUCUGCCACCAGUAAGCACCAAUAAAGCCAGAGGAUCAACACUCUUCCUGGACCAGCAGAUUAGGAACAUGGUGUAAUGGGAGACAGUGGAUCACACAUGUAUGAAGGCAGGAGGUGAACCGGCCUGUCUAAUCUCCAGGGAAAGCCAGUCUGCCACUCAGGAGCAAGCCCAAGCAAUGUCACUGGCUGGGGUAAGCUGUCUGGUGACAGGAGCUGGAGGGUUUCUGGGCCAGAGGAUUGUCUGUUUGCUGUUGGAGGAAGAGGAGGCACUGGCUGAGCUCCGACUGCUGGACAAAGCCUUUAGCAAUGAAGCACUCAGGAGAUUUGGAAAGUUCCAAGGCAAGACUGAAGUUAAAAUCCUGGAAGGAGACAUCCGAGAUGUGACACUCCUGCACCGUGCCUGUCAGGGGGUCUCCCUUGUCAUCCACACAGCUUCCAUCAUUGACACUUUGGGACUUGUGGAGAAGCAGCUGCUCUGGGAAGUCAAUGUAACAGGCACUCAGCUACUGCUGGAGGCAUGUGUCCGCUGUAAUGUCCAGCACUUCAUAUAUACCAGCACCAUAGAAGUGACAGGCCCAAACUGCAAAGGUGACCCCAUUUUCAAUGGUGAUGAAGAUACAGCUUAUGAGAGUGUAUCGAAAUUUCCGUACGCCCAGAGUAAGAGACUGGCAGAGGACUCUGUGCUGAAAGCAGAUGGCCAGGUGUUAAAGGAUGGUGGCAUGCUGAUGACCUGUGCCCUGAGAUCCAUGUACAUUUUUGGAGAAGGAUGCCCAUUUCUCCAAGGUCACCUGGAUAAGUGCCUGAUGAACAAAAAUGUCUACCUGCGCUUCUCCAGGAAGGAGGCUUUGGUAAACCCUGUGUAUGUGGGGAACAUCGCCUGGGCACACGUGCAAGCAGCUAAAGCCCUGCAGGUCCCACAGAAAGCCAAGCACAUCAGGGGCCAGUUCUACUACAUCUCAGAUGACACCCCUCAUAUGAGCUACGCUGAUCUGAAUUAUGAGCUGACCAGGGACCUGGGGUUUGGAAUCGAGCCCCGGCUCCCCAUGCCUCUGACAAUGUUGUAUUACUUCUCGCUGCUGCUGGAGGUUGUGAGCUUCUUGCUCAGGCCCUUCAUCCGAUACAUCCCCUCCACCAACCGCCACCUGGUCACCCUACUAAAUACCCCAUUCACCUUCUCUUAUAGAAAAGCACAGAGGGAUUUUGGCUACGUGCCCCGCUACACGUGGGAAGAGGCCAAGCGCUGCACCGGGCAGUGGAUGGCAUCCUUGGUCCCACAGAGAAGGGAGUACUUGCAAAGCAAGGCUGCCUAAGUCUGAAGAGAAGCCGAGACCCGGCUAAACAAGUAGGGCCUUGAGCCAGAAGAGAGCUGGGUGAACACCAGCAGCAGGUAUCUACAAAGCACUUAAAUGAAGAUUUUGUGUAACCGCCCCCUCACCCCUCACUGCCUCGACCCAGAAUGAUUAAAAGUGAAAUGUUCA